Messenger RNA from Arachis stenosperma, 3625 nucleotides. Its product is annotated as receptor-like protein 13. NCBI's taxonomy places the organism in Eukaryota, Viridiplantae, Streptophyta, Magnoliopsida, Fabales, Fabaceae. Gene Ontology annotation, molecular function: protein binding. The coding region runs from base 120 to 3464 and encodes 1114 amino acids. The record is from RefSeq and is a predicted model, not a curated record. The transcript has 8 exons.
UAAGAAUUUCUCAUGAAUUGCUGCAAGCAAGCAUGACUUUGACUACUCCAAAGAUAUAGUUGCUAAUUAAUGGAAAAACUAUGUAUCAUAUCUAAAAAUCUUGCAACAAAUUUGAUACUAUGUUGAACUCAAGGGUGGUGGUGUUGUAUGCAGCAACAAUAAUAGUAAUUAUAGGCCAUGGAAGCAAAGCUAAAGCAUGUUUGGAAGUAGAGAGAGAAGCACUGUUAAAAUACAAGGCUUUUCUGAAGAGUCCGGCUUCUCUGUCUUCAUGGAUCAACGACUCAAACAGUGAUUGCUGUGGGUGGGAGCGUGUCACGUGCGAUCCUGAUUCCGGUCACGUGACCCAUCUCUCCCUUCAGUUCUUGAACGGGGUUUAUCCUCACCCGGAUGACUUUGAUCCGUACAACCACCAGUGCCUCAACUUCUUGACGCUGGAUUUUUCCUUCUUCGUACCCUUCAAGAACUUAACCGCCAUUGAUUUCUCCUUUAACUGUUUCAAUAACUCCAUUUUCACUCAAGAUCACGGAGGCAUGUCAACGUUGAAGACGUUAGAAGCAAUAGAUCUUAGUUACUGUUCCUUUAACAUCAGUGUCAUAGAUACGUUGACUUCUUUCACUUCUUUGAAGACUUUGCUGCUUCGUAAUAACUUCUUAGAUGGACCCUUUCCAGUUCGAGAGUUGUUAGCUUUACGAAACUUGGAGCAUUUGGAUUUAAGCAGUAAUCGACUUCAAAGCCCCUCAGAAAUUGACGAUUUCAAGAGGAUGUCAGAAUUGAAGAAAUUAGAAACAUUAGAUCUGAGUCAGAAUUACUUAACGAUAAACGUUACUAGCAUAUUCAGAAGCUUGAGUCCCCUCAAAUUCCUCAAGAACCUGCUUCUUAGUGAAUACAGCACGGGCACACUUGGACCCCUAGCUAUUCAUGAGUUGUCAGUUUUACAAAAUCUGGAAACACUGGAUUUGAGUGAAACUUCACUUACAAUCACAUCAAGCUCCUCGACAACUCUAGAGUAUUCCAAGACUUUGUCGAGGUUAAUGUUAGAAACCCUUGAUUUAAGUGGUACUCAUAUUGUAAAUGCCAACACAACAUUUAAAUUUUUGUCGCACCUACCAAAUCUUAGGUCUCUCAUCCUGCAUGAGACUGGGAUCUUGUUUGGAGAACAAGAUGAUGAAGUUUUUGCUGACUUACCCAACUUGGAAGUACUUAUCCUAAGGUCUGUUUCCGGAACCACAAUACCAAUCCAAGGUUUAUGCAAAAUGAAGAAUCUUCAAGAGCUAGAUGUGAGUGAUAAUCAUCUUACUGGAUCUCUCUCUUCAUUCUCCUGCCUAAAAAACUUGACAUCACUUAGAGCUCUUGAUCUCUCGAGGAAUUUUUUAAGUGGAAACAUAUCACUAUCCUUUCUUGCUCAAAAUAAUGCACCUCUUGAGUACCUAUCCCUGGCAGACAACAAUUUUGAGGGAACAUUCCCAUUAAGCACAGUGGCUAAUUAUUCAGAGCUCAAAGUAUUAAGACUUGGAAGACAGCAGAACAAGAAUUUUCAAGUGGAAACUGAGAAUCCUCCAUGGAUUCCAUCAUUUCAAUUGCAGUAUCUAGACAUGUCCAGUUGUCAACUGAACUCUGCCACAGGAGCAAUUCCUACCUUCCUUUCUAACCAAAGUAGCUUGAUAUUCAUUGAUCUAUCAAACAAUAAUCUUCUUGGUAGGUUUCCCAAUUGGUUAUUGAUGAACAAUCCAAAGUUGGAAGCUUUACUCCUCAACAAUAACUUGUUCAAUGGUUAUUUUGAAGAUCAAAAAAUGAAUAUUCAUCUCUACACAUUGGAUGUAUCGAACAAUAUGAUCCAAGGUAAACUACCAACAUCCUUGGGAUUCUCUUUUCCAUACCUUGAAUAUCUUAAUGCUUCUUUUAAUGUCCUCGACGGCGAUAUUCCGGCUUCAGUUGGAGAGAUGUCAACCUUGAGAACUCUGGAUUUGGCAUACAAUAAUUUAUCUGGGGAGUUACCAAAUGAAAUGUUUAAGGGAUGCAUCUCAUUGCAAAUUUUGAGCUUAUCACAUAACAAGUUCCAAGGUCAAAUACUUGCUGCACCUUUGAGCAUGACAUUCUUAAGUGUGCUGAUGCUGGACAAUAACAACUUCCAUGGAAAACUACAAGACGGACUCCGGAAUAUGCAGCAUUUGGGUCUGCUUGAUCUCUCUAACAAUGAUUUAUCAGGUGAGCUUCCAGGUUGGGUGAUUGGAAAUUUGAAUCUUGUAUUCUUGAGUGUGUCAGGGAAUAACUUUGAAGGUGCGAUUCCAAGAGAAUUAUGUGAACUUGAAUUAAUCACAUUUGUAAGCCUAUCUCAUAACAGAUUUUCUGGUUCAUUGCCUUCUUGUUUGGGCAACUCAUCAUCAUGGUUGAAGUUCAUUCACUUAAGGAACAAUAGUCUUGCCGGUACCAUUCCCGAAUCAAUACUAAACAACUCUGAAUUAUAUUCUCUUGAUUUGGGAGACAACAACAUUUCAGGAAGUGUUCCCAAUAGUGUCAAUGGGCUCACAAAUUUGAAGUACCUUUCAUUGGCUGGGAAUAGAUUGCAAGGUCAACUUCCCAAGCAGAUUUGUGAGUUAAAACAACUCAAUUUCUUGGAUCUUUCUCGCAAUAACUUCUCUGGGACUAUACCCACAUGCUUCAACAAUAUCUCCUUUGGUAACCAAGGGAAUUAUUAUGAUUUUUUAGCAAACUACUUCAGAUCUUCUUACUUUGGAUUUAUAUACAGUCAACUGUUCUACAUCAACUUUCAGUACCAUAACUUCGAUGUUGAAAUGCAUGACAAAGUUGCCUCUUAUUUUGCCCCAGAAGAAAUGAGAAUUACUACAAAAGGUUCAAGUCUAUCAUACAAAGGCAAUAUUCUCAAUAAUAUGUCAGGUUUGGAUUUGUCUUGUAAUCAGUUAGAGGGAAAGAUUUCACAAACCAUAGGAGAUUUGGUUGCACUUCAUGCCCUUAACUUAUCACACAACCAUUUAGUUGGGUCAAUUCCAGAUAGCUUCCAAAAGUUAAAGAUGAUUGAAAGCUUGGACUUAUCUUUUAAUAGAUUGAGUGGACAAAUCCCUCUUCAACUGCAAGGCUUGAACUCUCUGGCUGUUUUCAAUGUGUCUUACAACAAUUUUUCUGGCAUAGCACCUGAUGAAGGACAAUUUGCAACUUUUGGUGAGAGCAGCUACAUAGGAAAUCCAUAUCUCUCUUGGAGUAUCAGUAAUAGAGGCACUACAAUGGCACCAUUACCAGCACUUGCUACCUUCAAUAAUGGAGAGGACAAUUCUGUCAUUGAUUUCACUUCAUUUUGUUGGACUUUUGCAGCAUCCUAUGUGAUGGUAGUCUUGGUGUUCAUUGCAAUUCUUUGGAUCAAUCCUUAUUGGAGGAGAAAAUGGUUUUAUUUUAUUGAGGAUUGCCUCUAUAAAUGUUUUGGUGGAGUCCUUAAAGAUGUGUUCUAUUAGGCAUCUAGCAAGUGUUGAAUAAGUUGUGUUCAAGAAUAUUUGAUAGUGUUACAAAUUGAAGGUUGUAUUCAUAUCAUGUGUUAUCAUAUACGACAACUCUCUUGCUUUAGAUUUCCAUGCAAUCUUUGUUCAUUAGAUUUUUAAUUGACUUCCUUCAAUUA